Pristis pectinata (smalltooth sawfish) is the source of this 4811-nucleotide messenger RNA. It is a transcript of the gene pym1, whose product is annotated as PYM homolog 1, exon junction complex associated factor. Gene Ontology annotation, cellular component: cytoplasm; exon-exon junction complex. Gene Ontology annotation, molecular function: RNA binding. The transcript has 4 exons. The coding region runs from base 268 to 780 and encodes 170 amino acids. The record is from RefSeq and is a predicted model, not a curated record. NCBI's taxonomy places the organism in Eukaryota, Metazoa, Chordata, Chondrichthyes, Rhinopristiformes, Pristidae. Gene Ontology annotation, biological process: exon-exon junction complex disassembly.
CACAAAGCCACUAUGGAGGCCGUUCCCGUCGCCGAUUCUGGAAAAUAUAUUCCAGCAUCACAACGUCCUGAUGGGACUUGGCGAAAACCAAGGCGUGUGAGGGAAGGAUAUGUGCCUCAGGAGGAAGUGCCAGUGAAAAUGACGUGAUAUUUCCAUCCAAUGCAAGUCAACCUUUCCAAGUAUUGCUGAAUCGGUGCACCCACGCUCCCCUUCUGCUCGCAUUUGGAGAUCUUCAUAAAUGCACUUAUUCCACGUGCACCUUUCGCAAUGAUGUGCAAAAGCCUUUUGUGCAAAGCUGUUAUUAAAAGGUACGAGAACAAGUUUGUGAAGUUUUUCAAAAGCAAACCAGACCUGCCGCCAGGCCUUAACCCAGAUGAAUCCAUCAAAAGCAAGCAGCAACAGUCAAAGCAGGAAGGAGAGCUAGCUGGGUUAUCCAAGUCAGCUAAACGCAACCUCAAGCGCAAAGAGAAGCGCAAACAGCAGCAGGAAAGUGACGGCACCGCCGAGGCCGAUGAGCUGAGCCAAACGUUGCAGAAAACCACCAUUGCUGGUGGCAGUGGCAAUCCAAGCCCGCAGGCUGCGGCGCUGCCGGGGGACCACGAUGGAGCAGAGAAGGCAAAAAAGGUAAAAAAUCUCAAAAAAAAACUGCGCCAAAUCGAUGAACUACAGCAAAAGCUAGACUCUGGCGAGAUUAAGCAGGCGACAAAAGAGCAGCUGGAAAAGCUGAGCCGCCGAAAACAGCUGAUGGAGGAGCUGGAGGAUUUGGAACUGGGUUUAUAGGAAAAACGUGUAUUCCAAGGAUACGGGGAGAGUCAUUAUUCCAUAUCCAUGCCAAGUAACUGUCAGACAAUAAUGGGCACGCAUCCUAAAGAGAUCAAGGGUCGCACAAUGGGACAGCAUUGCCCAUGCUGGCCCUUGUAAUCAUGCGGCCUUCAUGUUGGUUUUAUUAGAACUGAUGGAACUAUUUUUUAAAAUUUCCUUCUGAUAUGCAAGAAAGCGAUAUGGAAUUAAUGUACUAUUUAGUAGACGGCGUUGAGUCUUCACUGUUACACUACGCGACUACAAAUUGUCUUUCCACUGCAUUUCUCGUUGCGUGUUUGGCCUGAACCAGGGGUUCGCCAUGCUGAGAAGCCUGAUCAUCAUCUCAAGUGCUUUUGCAUAAUGGGGAAAAUAAGAAUCCAGUGUUAAAUUCACCAGAAGUGGUUACAGCACUUUUGUUUUCGCCUUCCCUCCAAGUGUCUCAUCUUUCAUUUUUGUGUAAUAGAAUUCAGAUUGAGAAACAAAUUAAAUGACGGGGAAUAAGAUGUAUUAUCAAAUGGGAACAUUGAAAUCGAAAUUACCCUCUUCGGGCUGCUGUUGCACUAAGUGAUAUCUGCCGAUUAUUUUUGAAUUGUGCUUGCUCCCAUUGUUGGGGAUAAUUAAAUUGAUAUUUGUAUGUCUCCCAUGUGGUGAACUCCUGUCUAAAGGUUUUAAUAAAAUCACUUUUCUUUGUGCCCUUAAAAGUACAGAGUGAGCAUGCUCAGAAAUGUUUCUUUUGUAUACAAGUUUUGUAUACAAGUGACAGCUGUGAUUCACUGGUAUAAAGGUACAGUGCAUUAGUGAUUUGAACUAAUUGAAUCCAGUGCUAUUGUUAGCCUGUUUCUUACUUGAUUUGCUCUAUUUCUUUGUUUGUGUAAUUGGUAUCAUUUCAUAGUUAGCAGUUUUCUCACAAUGUGGAUCAUAAGCAGUUCCAAAUAAUCAAACCUCUACCUACGCUCCAGCCUCUGCACUUUGAAUGUAAUUCAUUUUAUGUGAAGUUCUGUGCAACGUUUCUCAGAGAAGGCGCUAAGUUAAUGCAAAUCUCUCCUCAAGCUGCCUGUCUGUAUUGAAUGCAGAUGUGAAUGGAGUUAGGGUAGUACUGCCAAGUGGCACUCGUGGGAAAACUUCUCUACUGGCAUAAUUGAUAUUACAUAAAACUGGUUUCUUUUCCUACCAAUAAUACAUGCAUAUUAAGUACUUGUGUUCAUAGAUGGUAAGGCCUCUGAACAUUCUCCAGGUAAUGGAGAUAAGAGGGAGGGUGACAUUGCAUUUUUCUCAAUUCAUUACUAAUCAAGACAUAUUGACUGCGGAUGGGUACGGAAGUUGGUGUGGUAUUGAUAGUCUUGCUGCCAAAUGGCAACACUUUGAGAUGGGCAAAAGAGACCUCCGAACUGCUGAAGUUGCUUCACUUUGGAGUGGAUGUCUACCCAAUGAUAUAUGCAGGUAAUGUAUCUGUCCGCGCACAAUUUUAUUAAGGUAAUACAAGGAAAGAUUGAGUGUGGUUUUUUCAGUGAUCUAAAUUCAAUGAGAAUGUCAGUUUAAUAUAUUGGCUAAUGCUUAAAAGCCAUAUUUUAUGUUAAGUCUGUCCAUCCUAAUUGAAAUACCAAAAUCAAUGCCCAGUUUUCAUUAUACUUGCAAUUUAUUUUGACAUUUUAAAAUUGAAAAUUAUGAAAACUGCCAAUGCUGUUUGGGACUUGUCAUUGACUUUUUAAAUGUACUGUAUAUUUUGGAUGUAGAACAGAACUUGUUAUGUGGAGGAAAUAGAGUUAACAUAGAACAAUUGUUAAGGGAUGUGACUUAAAAUGGCAGCUGGUGAUCAAUAUAUACUUGAAAAUGUACUUGUUUAACUUGGAGUCUUGUUUCUAACUUGAAUCCUGUUUUAAAUAUAACCCAGAUUUCGAUACACUUUCAAAAGUGAUCUGCUUGAAUAACCAAGAGAUUACGGAGUUUUGAAUGUAGGCUUGGAGUGAGCAAUGAAUUAGUUCAUAUAAUUUUUGUAAGGGUCUCUGCAGCGGGCACAAGAACUAUUGUCAUUCCAUCUUGCUGUAUUCAGUGUGGUUAUUUUAUAGUUCCUUGAGCAGUGGUGCUGCCACAGGUUCUGUGGUGGUUCAGGCUGCUGAUAUUAGCCCACCUCCACAACCAACAGAAUGGGUAUUUGUGGAGGACAAGGCAUCGCUUAAAUUUUGUAAGAAAAUUCAUAUAGUAGCUUGUGCAAUAGAACCAGCUCUGAUGCUUUGGCUACUAUAAACUUGGGACCAAAUCAAACAAAUGGGUAAACCUUGAUGAAGGCGCAAUGUGCUGCUGCAUUAUGACGUGAUGCAAGUUCAUACCAACAAUUUCUCAUGUAGCUAGGGUGAAUGGGAAAAGUUGGUUUUCUCCCGAGGAUGGCUGGUACAUGUUACAGUAGCUACGUGGUUUAGUUACCCAACCAGCACCCAGGGUUCUGGAUGUGAAUUUGAAUCACGCCAUGACAGCUGGGAAAUAAAUAUAUUAAGUAAUUAAAUCCAUAAUUUAUUUUAUAAAACAAGUUAACCUUGGUAAAUGUAAACAUGAAAAUACUGGAUUGUUGUAAAAGCCCAUCUGGUUGACUAAUGUACUUCAGGGAAAGAAGUCUGCAGUUAGUACCUGGUCUGGCCUGUAUAACUCCAACCAACCAAUGUGGUUGACUCCAAACUGCCACCUCAGUUCGGAGGCAAUUGGGGAUGGACAAUAAAUCUUAGCAGUGCCAGUGACAUCCACAUCCCACGAAAGAACAAAAAAUCCUAAAGAAUCAGUUUUCCAGCCUAAAAAAACCUCUGUGUACAGAGUAGCACUAGCAGAAGGUUUUCCUUUCUAAUCUAGUUCUUAACUCAUUGUUUAAAACUAAGCCUGAUUACAAAGUUGCUAAUUAACAGGAAUCAGGAGCCUAAAUGCAAGCUAAAGUUUAUCCCUCUUGCAAACCCAAGGGUACCAGGGCCACUUAACAAUCCAGGCUGCCUGGAUCAGCUAUCUUGGGACAGGCUGCCAAUUGAGGGGAAAGUGCAGGACAGUUCAACCCACUUGUGCAAAGAAAUUGCACAUUAGUGAUUGUUGGGUGACCCUUGGGAUCAAGCUAGAUUAGCCUGUUGCCAGCAGCCCAGUCUCUAACCAGAAAAAUAGUUGCAUUAAGCUAGGUAACAUCCUUCAUGUUAUACCUCAGUAAAUUCUGCAUUAAAUACAUUUCUUAUUUGAGAGACUUAGUUUUUGGAAGGUGUACUGAUCAGUGAUUAGAUGUGAGCAGGUCUAGUAAAUAUUUGAGAUCAAAAGGCCAAUCCUUUUGGCAGUUUUCUUAAAAAUUAUUUUUUAGGGAUGUGGGAAGUGGGGCUGUGGCUAAAACUGAGCCCUUAAAUGUUUCUGAAAAUUGUACCAUGAUGAGGUGAGCAAAUCUAAAAUACAGUUUUAGAUCUGUGAUCUUUCUCCUCUCAAGCCUUUAGUAGCUCUUCAGGUAGAGUUUGCUGUUUUGCUUCUGUUUUUACACCCAGCAUGCUCUUGAUUCCCAUUUACUUGAAUGAGUGAUUGGGAGAGGAGUCCUAAGCUGCCUUUUUCUUUCCUCGCUGGGGGUGUUGACUUCAUUUGUGGUAGCUCUAUAGCUGACUUGGCUGAGAGUAGCUACCUCAGCACAUUCCAAAAAUUGACUCUGAUACUUUCUAGUCGGUACGGUUUAGCAUUACGCAAAGAGGCGUGUUUGCAGUGCUGCAUGGAUUAAAAUCAGGUUUUCGCUUCCAGCAGAAGAACUGUUUGUCUCUUUGUACCACCCAUUGUAUAAUAAAACUUCUUGAAUUUGAUUCAAGGGAAUUGGAAGUAAUAGUAGUCACCUCCCAGUAUCCCAGUUCUUGGCACUGGAGUAUUUGACUUUUAACAAGAUUUUAACUUAAGAAUGGAAAUAAAAUAUUUUACUGUAAGUAACUAUCAGAAGUGUGUUGCUUGCUGUGUGUGAUAUUGUGUGGACUAUCAGUGACUGGUAAAAAAAAACAUUUCCAAAACUAGUGAAUAAA